AUGGGGGCAGUACACCCGAGCUGGCCAGGCUUGGAAACUUAUCUGAAUUACUUUGUCCCUGUCAAUGCAUCAGAGACUGUUCCUCUGUGCGAGAGCGACAUCUCACUCGGACCAUGUUACAACCUUCCAUCGCCCUAUCAGAACAUAUCUCAACAAGCGUUCUUCGGGACGUUCCGUGUGUUCAUGUUCUGUGUGACAGUGCAAGUGUGUGCCAUCCUGCUGUCGCUGCUGUAUGACCUCUUGAAGAAGCUUGUGAUGAAGAUCCAAGUGAGUCUCGGUUCCUUCAAGAACAUUGUCUCUUACCCGCAUGCCUACACUCUGCCAUGGAUGAUCUUGGAUGCGUUGGAGGUUGUUCUGUCGCUAGUCUCGUUCAUCACGUUCAUCAUCCGAUCCUACGAUGUACAGGAUAGCUACCUGGAAGCCACCAACCUCCUCCUCUGGAUUGUCGAGGGCCUCCUCUUCAUCCGCUACCUCCUCAGCUGGUCCACUGCUCUUAAGAAGACGCGGCAUGUUGUGUCUCUUUGCCAGGUCUUUAGUUUGACCAGCAUCUCCUCUGCCUUCGUCGUCCCUUUCCUCACAAGAGGAUGGCUGCCUUUCAACUUCCUGCGCGCUGUCACGGUCACCUGGCCCAUCCAUCGCCUGUUUGAGGAGCUUGACUUCCCCGAGAUCUACGAGAAUGUCGUACUGAGCAUGACGGACUUCGUUGCCAUGGUCUUCUCGUUUGCAGGCAUCAUCUUCAUCCUCGAAAACAUCGGCAAUCCUCCUGGAUGGUACGACUCACAGGACACGAGUCUGAGCUUCUUCAAGUCCGUCUGGUAUGUCACCGUCACGAUCUCUACCGUGGGCUACGGGGACGUCUACCCUAUCUCCUUCUUGGGGCGCAUAGCAGGCAUGCUCUUCAUCGUUACCGGCGUGCUCUUCUUCGGGACCAAAACUUCGCAGAUCGCGCUCCUGCUACAGGAGUCAGCGCAGGGGCGCGGGAGGUUCUCCAACAGGCGCAAGUCCCACGUCAUCCUGACUGGCAAGCUCGACGAGGUGAAUUUCCGCGACUUCCUGCAAGAAUAUUUCCACAGAGAGCAUGCAGGGCACAGGAAGGCUGGGCUCAAACUCUGCGCGCUCGCUUCAUACCUCCUCAAGAUCGACCGCGUGGGCAGCAGGAGGAGCCUCCCGCUCAACAAGCUUAGCGUCCUCCAGGGUCACUUCCCCACCGACAAGCAUCGCGUGCGAGUGGCGAACGCGGCUGCGAUCUUCCUGCUGAGCAAGUCGCACACGACGGAGGACGGAAGAAUGGAGGACAAGGAGCAGCUGUUCUGUGCGCUCAAGGCGAAGCUGUGGAGGAGCAGCAUUGAGGUCUACACGAACCUGCUGGAUCGCAGGAGCUUGCUGCACUCCUCAGGCAUCAUCGCACUCUGCUCCUCGUCUCUGCGAGACGGGCUCCUCUGCAAGUCCGCCUCCUGCCCCGGCGUCAUCCCCCUCGUCGGCAACCUCGUCGUCUCCGCCAACGCCAAGUCGCUCUCAGCAACGGACGUCAGCACGCGCCUGCUGCUGCCGCAGACCUACCUCGACGGGCUCGAGCUUGAGGUCUACGAGGUGAUCCUCCCCGACUUACUCCUCGAGCGCACCUUCGGAGAUCUCGCCGAGCUUCUCUUCCUUGACCUCGGCAUCCUCCUCCUCGCCGUCGACGUUUCUGACGACGACGGAGCUCUCCUGACCUCCAAGGGCUUCCGGAGCCGCCGCAGCCAGUCCCCCGCCUCCCUCCCUCCUGCUGAGGAGGGAACGAGGAGCAUUCAGGUCUUCCCCGGGAAGGACUUUGUGGUGGAGAAGAGGAGAGCAUACAUCAUCGCCAAAGAAAACCCCCAGCGUCUCAUCGAGGAGCGCGCCAUGGCGUCCUCCCGCCUGUCCUCCAGCAGGAAGUCUCAAGUCGCUCCCUUGGUGCAGGACAACCCUCGUUCCCUCAGCGGCAAGUCCUUCGGACAUGAUGCGCACUCUCUCUCUCCUCCUCCUCCUCCUCCUCGACGCCUCGAACCCUCCCCAUCUGUCACGGUUGGAGGCACAAACUUCGGCGAGGAGGAGGCGGGACCAGCAUCUGGCGCUGCAGAGAGCAGGAGAGGAGGAGAAGGAGGAGGAGGAGGAGGAGGAGGAGGAGGAGGAGGAGGAGGAGCGAGAAGGAGCAAGAAGCCCCGAGACCAUCCCACUGAAGCCUCUUCCUAA
Molecule: messenger RNA, 2211 nt
Organism: Guillardia theta CCMP2712
Lineage: Eukaryota; Cryptophyceae; Pyrenomonadales; Geminigeraceae
Exons: 5
Coding region: 1-2211 (736 amino acids)
Biological process (GO): potassium ion transport
Cellular component (GO): membrane
Source: RefSeq, a predicted model, not a curated record